Diaporthe citri is the source of this 1890-nucleotide messenger RNA. RefSeq lists its product as uncharacterized. The record is from RefSeq and is a predicted model, not a curated record. NCBI's taxonomy places the organism in Eukaryota, Fungi, Ascomycota, Sordariomycetes, Diaporthales, Diaporthaceae. Gene Ontology annotation, biological process: carbohydrate metabolic process. Bases 1 to 1890 code for a protein of 629 amino acids. The transcript is spliced from 2 exons.
AUGGCUCCUCUCUUCAACCACGGCGCCGACCGCUGGUUGGCUCGAGAACCGAACACUGAGCCCGCGUCCCGCGUCCAUGAGCACCUACAUAGCAUGCGGUCUACAAUUGCGCUCCGCCAGGUCGACUUGGACUUACGGAGUACCUACUUCAGGGCGAUUGACGAGCUGGAAAAGUCGUUUUCGGUCUUUGAUGGUGUGGGCGGCGGGCAUUGCGACAUGACCGACGCUUUCGUGUGGGUCUUUGAGGUUGCCGACGACCUGCCGCCGCUGCUUAGGGAGCCGACGCAGGAAGCCGUGGCCAUAUUUGCCUUCUUCACUGCGAAAGUUGCAAUGACCGAUAUCAAGGUGACUGUCGAUGGCUUCGAUGCUUUGACCAUGUCCCAGACGAGGAGUCUUCUUGGAUCUUUCGAAAUUGGCGCAUCGUUCAGCCACCGGGCAGUCUUUCGGAAUCUGUCUGCCUGGAGUCCAGAAGGAACCGAGAUUUAUUCACAUCCCCUUACAGAUGCGUCAUUUGUACCCAAUUUCUUCAUGGGCACAAAUCCGGCAGCAGCCUCGGUUUACGGGUCUCGACGUGACCGCAUUGCGUACACGGGAGACCUUGAUAUUGCCGGUGGAGCAGCUCUGGUGAGUACUCAUGGCCUCGAGUAUAUCAUGGGAACAUUGGAAUUGUUUGGGUCAUACCAAGCGGCCCCGGGAUUCUUCAUUCCUACAGCUAAGAUUCAGCAAGAGCCACUGACGGAGAGGCUGGACGUCAGCAUCACUGGGCUGAUCGGCUACUCCUUCAAUCUCCUCACGGCUGUGGCCUCAACGUACAUGCACACCGGUAACGCCACAUUCGUAAAGCUCUGGGCGCCGAAAGUCCAGGCCAUGCUUGACUGGGCAGACAGCCAGACUCUCGACAACGGACUCUUCAACUUAUCGGACCCCUCGUUCGGAGGAGAUUGGAACUAUUAUGACGCCCCACAAAGCGGUGUCGUCACCAAAUUCAACGUUGUCUACGCCUGCGCUCUGCAGGAGUGCCUCACGAUUUUGGCCGAUGGCGGGAUUGACAACACAAUCUACCAAGAUAGACUUGCAGCCCUCCGCAGCGCCAUCGACGCCCACCUUUGGAGUGACGACCUCGGUGCGCACAUCUUGUCGGAACGCAUGCCAAACGGCUUCAGACAGGACUCCAACGCCAUCGCCAUACUUGCCGGCGUCAAUCUCGCCGCCAAGCACUCGUCGGAAGCUAUUCUGUCUACGCUGUCAGCCGAUCUGAUGCGGCCAGCUGGACCGCUGGCGUUUUCAAGCAAUGUCAUCGCGUCCGGCUUUCAGCCAUACAUCAGCCCCUUUGCAUCUGCUUAUCACCUCCGUGCAGCCCUGGCGUCCAACAACAGUGAUGCAGCCAUGGAGCUAAUUGACAACCUGUGGGCCCCCAUGGCCGACACCAGUAACGCGAACUAUACUGGUUGUUUCUGGGAGACCCUCGACCAGGCCGGCCGGCCUGGGCUCGGAAUCACGAAAAGCCUGUGCCACGGGUGGUCUGCGGGGCCGACGGCAGAGCUUACCAAGGACGUCCUUGGUGCCACGCCGACCAAGCCUGGCUGGUCGGAGUUCCAAGUUGCCCCUUUGGCCCUGGGGCUUCGUUCAGCUAAGGGCAGAGUUCCUCUUGUUGACGGUAUGGUUGAGGUUGAUUGGGCUUUUGAUAGCGACGGCUUGCUGACCAUGACCGUUGAUGCACCUGAGGGAAAGACUGGCACUGUCAAUCUCCCAAGUCCUGUGCUGGUCCCGGCCGAGCAGUCGGUUAUCAUUGUAAAUGGCGCUGUUGAUGAAGGCAUGUCCUUUGAAGUGGCAGGUGGAACUUCACGUGAUUCAAUCGGUGACUGUUUGAAGGUUUUGGACAACGAUUAA